AUUCUACAUGCACAUUGAAGAAAACAAUUUGUAGUCUUCCACAGGAUCUGACAGGUAACGGAUCGUGUGCUUCACUGCUUUAGUUUUGUCAAUUAUUCUUGCAUUUCCUGUCUCUGAAAAAAUAUUCAUUCACAAAGCAAGGUUUCAGUUUGAAAGAGGAAGCAUGGGAUAGGCCUGGAAGCAGUUUAGCGACCGAGAUGAGAAGCACUCCUUAAUCUACUGUAUUUGCAGAAAGCGUGCUUGAUUUCAGCGUUUGUUGCUAACAGCAAUCAUUGAUUAAAUAAUUAAUUGAACAUUAAGCAUUAUGAGAACAAAAAGCUGAUAGAUUAUUAUAUUUCUGUUAGAAAAUCAAAGCCGACUUGUUUAAUCAAGAGGUACAGUACCAACACAAUUAUCUCAGUUUCAUGAUGGUCAAUGUGGUUCUUGAACGAGGUUGAAAAAACACACUGACAUUAAUUCAAACAAACAGUAUAAAGGUAUAUAAAGAACAUGUAGUUAUAAAAAAGGAUAAGUGGGAAGCUUUGCUUUAUGAAAUGAAAACCGACAAUGGAUGAGCGCGAAGGUUUGACCCGAAGAUCAAGUUCAAAAUCUCACCCUUCAACAACGGUUGAUGAUUUAUCAUUACCAUCUCCAAGAACUCCACUGUUCGACAGCGAAACAACAUUUGAGCUUCCGGAGCGCAGCAAUAGCGAGUCCGAUGUGAAAGCCUUGGCAGAGAGCACGGAAUCCACAUUAAAUGUGUGUGGGCGACAGUUUACACUGGGUCAAUGUGGCAAGGUCAAGGUCACAUGGAGGAUAAGAGAAGAUUACGGGGGUGAUGACUGGAUUGGGCUCUUCCCUAUAGCAGUGACUGACAAGUCGAAGUUCUGGGACAGUAAGACACGGGGUGCGAAUGGUGGACAGACGGGCGAACUGCUGUGGGACCUGGACGCUGUCAGCCACUAUUUCACUGAUGCUGAGACAAGGGUCUGUUUCAAGUACUUCAGUGGCACUACAGGGAACCUCGUGGCAACAAGCCCUACCAUUCUCAUCCACAACAACCCUGUAAAUAGUAGCACGGCAACAGCUGGAGCAGCAGUGACCAGUAGUAAGAAUGGAACCGUGCAUGAAAAUAACAACAAAUCAUCAACCAGUCAAUUGGUCCAUCUAGAAUUUUCAGAUAUAGAGUCAGUGAACCUAAAGAAAGGAAUAUUCUUCAACCCCGAUCCAUAUCUGAAGCUCUUGAUACAACCAGGCCGGCUUUGCGGCUACCAGUCUCAUCACGAUCAUGAGUUGAGGACUACAGUUGCCGAGAACACAACAUGUCCGCAAUGGACUGACUCUGAUCUGAGUAUGGAUGUAUUGCCGUCAGACAUUGUAGAGUUUGAAAUCAAGGACAAGUUUGCAAAGAGUCGUCCCAAGUUGAGCCGGUUUCUGGGCAAGGCGUCUAUUGCAGUACAGAGAAUCCUGGAGAAGACUGGUAACGAAGAUGGGCCAGUGUCCCUGUCACUGGAUCUGGGUCGUCGUAAUCCAGCUGAGAGUGUCACAGGCAGUAUGAGGUUCAACGUACGAGUCUCCAAACCUCCACCACAACCUACAAACAAGCCCAUACCAGCAAAAAGGAAAAGACCCAAUGACAUCCGAAAAACCUCGCUACCCGAAUCCAUGGACACGCAUGAAGCUCCAUUCCAUUAUGCGAACAAAAACCACUGUUUUACAGACAGUGCGCUGAGUGAAUUAAAUGGCAUUAUGGGUAAAGACUCAAGUGAAUCACCUGAGUUUGAAAGUGCAGCUACACCUUUGCAAGACUCUGAGAUGCGAAUUUCAGACAAUUUUGAUAAUAAUCAGGAGGAUGAGUUGUUAUCGCCAGCAUUUUCCUCUGUGCCAAAUACCAUCGGUAAAACCAAUAAAGUGGACGUUGUGUCAGGAUUUGAAAAUGGCUGUGAUUGUCGGGAAACAGCGAUAUUUGACGGGUUUGUUCCUGUAUCAAGUACGCGGGAUUACCUUAGUGAUCAGUGUAUUCUAGGCAGUACCGUGGCAGGAUUAGGUCAUUGUUCAUAUAGUUCAAAGAGUGGCUCAGGGUCGCGAAGCGAUGAUAGUGCUUUACCCUCAAGUGCCGAUAAUUCGGACGGUUCAAAUGCAAUGGGAUUGGAAAUGUUAAUAAACAAAAGCAGUGGUUUAGAAACAUGCAUGGAUGCUGGUAACAUUUUGUCAUCAUUAAGUCAAAACAGAGAUUGUGUUACGAAAUCAGGCAGAAAUUUAACAAAGUUUAAUUUUAAUCUAAAUUUUGAUUCAACCCGUUCGUCACCGCCUCAUUUAUCAACACCAACACGCGAGGCCAGUAACAGUUCAGGGUUAGAAUCUAGUAAUAUAUUUCACUUACCGGAUGACGAGGAUGAUGAUGAAGGCUACAACCCAAGACCUCCAGAUUUACCCCCACGCACUUACAAAGCUCCACCUUUACCUCCAAGGCAAAAAUCAAAUGAGGCACCACCUCUCCCACCAAGGGAUAAACCCCAUUUCUCCAUGCAAGCCUCAUCCCACACAGUGACCACGCCCACUUCACCAUCUCGGUCAAUAGAGAGCUUAGAUUUUGUAAAUUUAAAUCCCAUGAUUCCACCCCCAUUACCGCCCAGGACUUAUAGUCCCGUUCACAUGUCACAGGGUGUGGAUCGUGUUGAUCGAGGGGCGGAGUCAGGGAGCGGGGGAUCAAUAUCUCUAUUAUCCACUGAGGGCAGUGACAGUCAAAGCUUUGAUAGUAUGGAGGCAUUUUCAGGGUCAAGGGAAAGCUUGCAGAAUGAUUCUGCAGAAAGGUUACGAUCAGGUGGACUAAGUCAAGACGUUGUGAAGCGUGAACAUAAGAAAUUACACAGACUUUCUCAAGGGAAGUAUCCAAAGAGUCUUUCAGGAGGUGCGGGUGUACAGCAAGGUUUAGGUGCUGAUUUGCUAGAAAGCCAAAGACCAGUGACUCCACCAACUCGGGACUGGAGAAGAUCUGCUGAGAUAUUAUCUCAAGGUCAGGGGGAUAGCAGCGAUUCCCCACCCCCUAUAGUGCAAAGACACAAACAUAAGGAUCAGGAAAGAGAAGCUUCAUUAGAUCCUUUAUUGGUGGCAGACAGGAAUAGAAAUGCGAGCUUUGAGUCUCCUGUAGAUAGGUUACGAUCUUUGAACUUUUCUAAUGAUCCUAAUUCUAGUGAUACUCCAUCAACUGUAGAUAGGUAUCGAACAGUUGACCCAGUUUUGCCAUCUCAUAAUGAAACACCCCCACCUAUAGAACGCCCUCAUCCGGACACACUGUCUUCCCAUAGACCUUUAAAUUUAUCCCAUUCUGUGGGCUGUCAUAGACACAAAGAGCCGCCACCUUUAGUCAAUGAUCGUAGCAAAUCUUUUGAAUUUCCGCCCCCAUUUGACAGACUUCAUUCUGUUGACAGCGUACCUGUAGAUAGAUUACGGAACAAUACAAGUAAUACUCACCCAAACUUUAAUAUGCCUCCCUCUUUACCACCAUGUAUAGCGAGACAGUCACAUGACACAGUGGACAUUACAGUGUCAUCUACUGGCCAAUUAAAAGAUAGUCAAGGUCAAAAUAUUUACAGCCCAGUGUUAGAUCUUCAGCCCCCUAUAUACAGCAGACAGCGUUCGUUUGAUCCACCUAGGUACGUUGAACGACAGCACUCCAGUGACAGUCAAAAUAGUCAGAAAUCCUCAGCCAGUAGUCAUUCAUUGCAGCCUGGUAGUGUAACAACCUCGUCAAUACCUACCAAGCACCCAGUCAGAAGAUCUUUGAGCCCUUCAAUGCGUCAAGGGGACAGAUCAGACCUAGGGGCUGUAGGGGGAGGAGCAUGGGUUUUUACACCAGGUUUUGAGCCCUUAAAGCCUGAAACGCCUCCUAGACCUGGUGUUCUUGGGUCCCAAAGGGAGUUGACCCCUUCACCCCCUGUUGUCCCCCAUAGGGGGCGUGUUUUGAGUGAUGAGGAAAAGCAACAAAAUAGGCAACAAAUUCAUCAGCAUUUAAAACACUGGACUCAGAAACAAAAAGAGCGUGCUAAUUCCAGUUUUGGUAGUAGUGGUACAGGUAGUGAAAAUAGCAGUGAAAUGGAAUUACAUUCACCUACAGUUGAAAAUCGGAAUAUAGCAAACGGGCAUUGUGGCUGGGUGACAUUCGAUGAUCACUCUUCAUUGUCAUCCGAGCGGACUUUAACGAACAGUUUACCCCCUGGAGAGCCCGCAGAGGCUAUGUUAGGUGCAGACAGCGGGGUGGGGCUGACAGGGGCCAGUGCAAUUACGUCAGUGGACGGGGGAUUGGGAAGCACCCAUCCCAGUAACUCUGUGAUAUGGCAGCUGAGGAACGCUGAAGAUGAACACGGUAUGGACUCAGUGGACAGUUUAUCAACUGGAAGUGGCCCCCCUUCCUCCCCUUUACCAACACUUCCAGCAAGAGAGAGACGUUACCAGCCGCUCGAGUCACGCCCUGGGGAUCAACCUCUGCCUCCAGGUUCUGCCGCAGGUUGGGAGGCUCGUGUUGAUUCCCACCAACGAGUGUUCUACAUUGAUCACGUCAACCGCACCACAACCUGGGAGAAACCCCAAAACGGUCAACGUUCAGUCCACCGUCGUCCCACCAUCAGUUCCCAACAGCGCCAGCAGAUGGACCGACGCUACCAAAGCAUACGGCGCACCAUAAGACAAAGAGCUGAGCAGGAGCCAGCUAGCAACUCAGCAGAAAGCACCUCAUCAGGUACAAGUGAUGGAAGUAGCCCCCAGACGUCUGCCCAAACCGUUAUUCCGGCACCGGUCACCAUGCUGGCCACAUCAGAGACAAGAGAGCCCCGCCCUGGGCCCUACCGUCAGCCCCCUGUCAAGUUCAUGAUGCGCCCAGAUUUUUUCCCAAUAUUACAGGCAAAUGAACACGCCAUGGUGGAGUAUAACAGAAACUCAACAUUGAAACAUAUGAUCAACAAGAUCAGGAAGGAUCCUGCAAACUUUGACAGGUACCAGCACAACCGAGACCUGGUAGCGUUCCUGAAUUUGUUUGCAGACACGGGUAAGGAGCUUCCUGAGGGCUGGGAGAUGAAGUUUGACAAAAAUAACUCAAAGCCAUUCUUCAUUGAUCACCACAUGAAGGGUACAUCUUUUAUCGACCCGCGCCUGCCCGCUGAUGUACCACCUGUCAAUCCUGACUUUGUGCAUACCUCCCUGCUCCGAGUGCGACACAGGUCUGGCGGCCAGGAGCACUCCCCCACUAGGAGUGAGGCGCCCACACCGCCUCCCCGCCAGCCGAUCAUAGACCAGUCAUCUCUCCCAACAGCCUACAAUGAUAAGGUGGUGCUUUUUCUACGUCAACCUAACAUCCAAGAGAUCCUGCGAGAGAAAUAUCCAACCUACGCAUCUUCAAGCCCCCUCAAGGACAAGGUGGGGAGGAUCGUGUCCGGGGGAACUGAAGCACUGGAUAGAAUGUCCAAUGACCUGCAGCUUACCAUCAUGCUCAGUGUGUUUGAAAAUGACAUAAUGUCGUUUGUACCACCACACUUGACGCAGGGCAGAUCAGCAUCACCGAUGGAUACCUCCGUCUCCGAGUCUCCCCAUAGCUCACCAAACACCCACGUCCCUGACACAGCGAGGUCCAACGUUCGCGUCCCUGCUCCGUACAAGCGAGACUUUCAUGCCAAACUGCGCAACUUUUACCGUAAACUUGAACUCAAGGGAUAUGGACAGGGACCAGGGAAAAUUAAGUUGAUGGUACGUCGAGACCACGUCCUAGAAGAUGCCUUCAACAAGAUCAUGUCCACCCAGAAAAAGGAGCUACAGAAAAGCAAGCUGUACAUCACGUUCACUGGAGAGGAAGGGCUCGAUUACGGGGGACCAUCAAGGGAGUUUUUCUUCCUCCUCUCUAGAGAGCUCUUCAACCCGUACUAUGGACUGUUUGAGUAUUCUGCCAAUGACACUUACACUGUACAAGUUAGCCCCAUGUCAGCCUUCGUGGAAAACGCUCAUGAAUGGUUUCGUUUUGCUGGCCGUGUGCUGGGCCUCGCCCUCAUCCAUCAGUAUCUUCUAGACGCUUUCUUCACACGGCCUUUCUACAAGUUUCUGCUUAGAGUCCCCUGUUGCUUGCCUGAUGUAGAAGCAAUCGAUGCAGAGUUCCACCAAUCACUGACAUGGAUCAAGGAGAACGACAUAUCAGAACUGGAUAUGGAUCUCUUCUUCUCUGUCAAUGAGGAGGUCUUUGGACAGGUGACUGAGCGUGAGUUGAAGGCUAAUGGAAAGAACAUCCCAGUGACAGAGAAGAACAAGAAGGAAUACAUGGAGAAGAUGGUGAAAUGGCGGCUAGAGCGGGGUGUUACAGAGCAGAUGGAAAGCAUCAUCAAGGGUUUCCAUGAGGUGCUAGAUCCGAGAAUCGUGUCCGUGUUUGAUGCACGUGAGCUGGAGCUAGUCAUUGCUGGAACUGUGGAGAUUGAUAUCAGUGAUUGGAGGAAAAAUACAGAAUACAGAUCUGGUUACCAUGACUUGAGUCAGGUGAUCAUUUGGUUCUGGGAAGCUAUAGAGAAGUUUGACAAUGAGAGAAGACUCCGACUGCUUCAGUUUGUGACGGGGACGUCCAGUAUUCCCUAUGAGGGAUUUGCGGCUCUAAGGGGCAGUAACGGCCCACGCAAGUUCUGUAUUGAAAAGUGGGGGAAAGUCACUAGUCUUCCAAGGGCACACACCUGCUUUAACCGACUAGACUUGCCACCGUACACAACAUUUGAUAUGCUGUUUGAGAAACUGGUCACUGCUGUAGAAGAAACAAGCACUUUUGGCAUUGAGUAAGACCAGUCUACAAUAUUUAUUGGAUUAGUCCAUAACCAGGAUUUGGGGUGGAAUGAGCAUGUUACACGCAGCAUGAGACCAGCCAAUGAUACAAGGGGAUAAAAAAUGAAGAAGACCAGCCCAUACUGGAAAUAGGAAUGUUUCAUUACCACACCGGGGAAACAGCAGGUCACUCACGAUGUGAGACCAGCUUAUAGUAUGUGGCAUACCAAAACAUAAAACCAGUCUAAAAUUUAGUAGAGAAGAAUGUUUCAUUUCUAUAAGGUGAAAUUCAGAGACCAAUUUUCAGUUAAGGAAAGUAUAAGUGACACACCAGAACACAUUAGAAUGACCAGUGUACAUGUAUGACCAGUAUACAUGAUUGACCUAACAAUACCAGUAUAACCAGUGAAUGAAAAAAUUUAAUUCCAGUACAACUCAUCUACUUGAAUCAUUUACCUCUUAAAUAAGACCAGCCUGGACCUGAGAGAAUUUGAAACAGGGAGUGAAGCCUGUCAGACAUUGAGUUAAACUGGUUGAAAAAUAUAGGGGAAUGUGCCAUUAUGAUUUUGAUUCAAAGCAAAUGUACCAUGUGACGCAAAUGUACUCAGUGAUGCCAGGGAAUGAUACAUUGUCAUUCACAGGGAAUUAAUUCAAAAGAAUGGAUCAGUCCACUUCUUAAUGGGGAAAAUCUUACCUGUGUAAAUACAAAAUAUGACUGAAUCAGAAGUCUUACUUUAAGCAGUAUGGAGAGGAUGUGUUCAAGAGUUGUGACCUAUUUUCAAAUGGAAAAAAGCAGAAUGUUUUGAGUUAAAGGAUUUCGGUAUAUGUUAAGUUAGUGGAAUACUCUUGUUAUGUUACUUGUAAGUCAGAUUGUUGUUAUGGACACAUUCAGUAGCGUUUGGUUAAAUCCAGAAUGAAAACCAAUAUUGUUUGAAAAUAAAUAAUACUAUGGUUUGAUAUGAAGCCUAAAUUAAGGGCAGUUCAUGUUUGAAAACUGUAUACAGCUAAUUUCAUAGCUAGGUAUAACAACACCAUAAUAAUUGCCUAAACAAAAAGUAAAUAGAAUUUUAUUGAUAAACGUUGACACUUAUUACAUGUGAUUUAUGUAAGAAAAGAUACCUUUAAGUAUGAAUAAUUGAUUCGUUGCUGACUAUUUAGUUCAUAUUCAUCAUUAAAAAUGGCCUAAAUGUAAUUGUUAAAAAUGGAUUAAAGUGAAAGUACCUGACUUGUGAUCUGCUGUAGUCUCUUAUCAGGAAGGUUGCACAUUGAUGAAACGUUUAAAAUUUAAAUUAUUGAAGAAUAACAAAUCAAUGUAUUGGUGUUUGUUUUUUAAAUGUUUAUACGAUUUGAUUCAUUCAUAAAUUGUAAAUGUAUUAUAACCAUUAUGUCUUUCAUGUAAUUAACAUGGUGCAUGCACACAUAUACUCGUGAAUGCACACAAUCUUGGUCAGCUUGUUAAUAUUCUUCAAAGAUCCAUGGGAAGUGUUUGUAUUCAUAUGAACCUGGAGCCAUGGACCUGUGUACAUGUGUAGAUACAUGUUUAUUUGCAUAUGUGUUCCAAGAGGAUUCUAUGUAAAGACAUCUAUAUAAACAGUAUAUUAAUAUUUAGUUUUUAACAACAUGUAUUUUUAUACAAGAAACUUUUGGAAUAUAAAUAUAACUUCAUAAAUGUUUUGAGAUAAGUUGACAAGUCUCUAUGGCAAUUUGGAACAAUAAUGUUGUGAUUUUACAAUUCUAUUUAAGUUUAAGAACUCUCUACGCUUUGAAUGGCUCAGGACGCAACAGUUUCUGGAUAUGCAUUGUCAUGUUAGGAUGAUUUUUCUUGCCAUUUUUUAUCAUUUAAAGUUCAACAAAAGAAAUUGUUGAUCAUGGAGUUGGUAUUGGCCUAAAUAUUCUUCUGAGUGUUGUGAUAAAUAUAUAUGAUUGGCCUAAAACAGCUAUUAAAUGGUGUGUGUAUUGUCUAUUAAAAGAGUUUUAAUACUAACAUACCAGUUAUAUAUAUAUAUAUAAUUGAUGUAUUUUGUUAAUUCAAACAGUCUUGAGCAUUUGUUUUUGACACUUGAAUGUUAUGGGACUGCAGUAUUUUAAAUGGCAUUACAAUUUAUGAACAUUCGGUGGCUUCUUCAUAAACACUGGACUGUUUUCCUUACUUUGAAUAGAAAUUAGCCCACUUUUAGCUAGCCCUCAGCAUGAUAAACAUGUACAUGUAUGUGUAUAACUUAGUGUCAGUUUGGCAGGGUUGGUUGGCACAAGUAUUUUGUUGUAUGCACGUUUGUAAAAUAUUGAAUAAGGCAUGAUAAUGAUGUACAAUUUUUUAUGACAGUAAUUUAUUAACUGCUUUUGUAUACUUCGUAACUAUGCAGUAUAAUUUUUAGUUUAGCUACGCUUUUUAUGAUUAUUUUUGCUCUGCAUUUAUUGCACAUUUACAUCCUCGUUUUGGAUCAUUUUACAUGUAUAUCUGUUAGCAAACAGCUCCUACUUGGUUGUAGUUUCUUUUACCUUGGAUAUGAUUAUGUUCAUUUGAUUUUCAUGUUUCUGUUUAUUGAAGCAGGAUUUAAAAGGUGGUUUGUAAAAUAGAGGAGUAUGUCAUGCUACUGUACAGCACAUGUUGUACUGCUAUAGAUGUUAGAUAAACACUUGAUCGCUCCUGUUUAGUUAAGCCAUUUGGUAAAUAUUUCUUAGUGUACAGAUUUUAUUUAUACAUGUGAUGACAUGUAUUUAUGUUGUUGUAUUGUUUAAGACACAAUUUAUUGUGGUUAAAAAGAAAAUAAUGAAAACCUA
Mya arenaria is the source of this 9546-nucleotide messenger RNA. RefSeq names its product E3 ubiquitin-protein ligase HECW2-like. Gene Ontology annotation, molecular function: ubiquitin-protein transferase activity; protein binding. The transcript is spliced from 25 exons. The record is from RefSeq and is a predicted model, not a curated record. Gene Ontology annotation, biological process: regulation of dendrite morphogenesis. NCBI's taxonomy places the organism in Eukaryota, Metazoa, Mollusca, Bivalvia, Myida, Myidae. The coding region runs from base 547 to 6783 and encodes 2078 amino acids.